GAUGUUCAGAAGGAGAGAGAACCUCAUGUUUAUCUCAGUAAAGAAGAAGUUAAAGAGAAGAUACAAAGCUAUAAUUCAUCUGUCACUGAUAAAUUAAAGAUGACCUUGAACGCGAAUGGGAUUUACACUGGCUUCAUCAAAGUUCAGAUGGAACUAUGCAGACCCAUCACUGUGCAGUCUUCCCAGAGCCAGGGGAGGAGCGCUCACGCCAAUAACGAAACUGCUUUUUACUUGCCCGAUGGCUGCGUGAAUACCCUCCACAUCAGCAGCACCAAUACUGUGCGUGAAGUUAUUGAGGCCUUGCUCAGAAAGUUUCUGGUGGCUGACAACCCUGCGAAGUUUGCACUUUAUAAACGCUGUCACAAGGAAGACCAAGUUUAUACAUGCAAGCUGUCAGACCGAGAACAUCCCCUCUACUUGCGUUUGGUGGCAGGCCCCAGAACAGAAAUGCUCAGUUUUGUUCUACGUGAGCAUGAAACUGGAGAAGUCAUGUGGGAAGCUUUUACUAUUCCUGAACUGCAAAACUUCUUGCGUAUACUGGACAAAGAGGAAAAUGAGCAACUGCAAAUCUUAAAGAAGCGUUACGCAGCUUACAGAGACAAACUUGAAGAAGCCCUUGGCGGGGUGUGGAAACCUGGUUAAAAGGGGGCCAAAGGACACUCAGGAAAAUGCACGCUACCAAAUGUCAGUAUAGCAUGCCAAACCCAACAUACAAAGAGCAGCAGAGAGUAGUUUUCUUUAUUCAGAAGACUGUUUUGUGAUGCCAGGGUACCUGAAUUUUGCUAUAGACUUAGUUCCGUAAACCAGGUCACUUAGCGUCUUGCACCCACAAGUAAGGGAUUCUGCAUGUUCGUGCAUCAGUUUGCAACCCUCCGCGUGCCUAGAGAGUUUUCCAAGUUACCUUGGUGCAAGCCGUGAAACUGUAAUCAGUUUUCUAGGAUGCUAUGAAUGAAGAUUUUAUUUUUUUUUUCUUCUUUGCUUUAAUGGUAGCUUUACAAGUAAGGAUGUGCAAAUUGGUGGGUUAAAAGAUGAAUUAAACUGUCGAGACAAGAAUUAGUUGGAGCACUAUCUUUGAGAUUAAAUUGAUUUGCACUACCUUUCUGUUUUCCAAUAGUUACUGUAUAAUUUGUGAGAGAACCGUUAGAGAUGGAAGGCAUAUGAGAUCCUGUGGUUUGUUCUGUGAAAUUUGUGGAAGGCUUUAAAGUGCUCUUUCUGGAGAGAGGGUAAAGAGGAAGUUGAAAAGAAGGCAAGAGGUGAGCGAGGAGAACUCUAAUAGAUGACAGGAGAGCUGGUUUUAAAUGGAAAUAGUAUUUAUACAGAGGAAAAUUGAAAUAGUAAUUCUACAAGAUUAAAGUUUUAGGAUGUUAUAAUAUUGUGAAUAAGUUUUAUGUUUUUUUAACUGCAU
Mesitornis unicolor (brown roatelo) is the source of this 1405-nucleotide messenger RNA. RefSeq names its product Ras association (RalGDS/AF-6) domain family member 3 (gene RASSF3). The record is from RefSeq and is a predicted model, not a curated record. The annotation marks the transcript as partial. NCBI's taxonomy places the organism in Eukaryota, Metazoa, Chordata, Aves, Mesitornithiformes, Mesitornithidae. Gene Ontology annotation, biological process: signal transduction. Gene Ontology annotation, cellular component: cytoplasm. The transcript is spliced from 4 exons.